This is a messenger RNA of Haemonchus placei, 1482 nucleotides long. The record is from the annotation of a GenBank genome assembly. Lineage: Eukaryota; Metazoa; Nematoda; Chromadorea; Rhabditida; Trichostrongylidae.
AUGAUGCUCGUUGGUGAUACCUUCGGCUUUUAUCAGCUAGUGCUGAGGAAACAUUCAUGCAGGCUUCGUUAUAUCCUACAUCAGUUGAAUAGCGGUCAAUUACCCUUGGAAGAUCUAAAACGAAACAUCGAAUAUGCAGCGUUGGUGCUCGAAACGGCCUAUAUGGAUGAGACUCGGCGGAUAUGCGAUGAAGACGACGACUUGGCUGAAGUCACCCCGGAAACCGUCCCUGAUGAGGUUCGCGAAUGGUUGGCAGCCACGUUUACCCGGCAGAAUGCCGGUAAAAAACGGGAAAAGCCAAAGUUCAAAUCGGUUGCAAAUGCCAUUCGAACUGGAAUCUUCUUUGACAAGCUCUUCCGUAAGCAGCAAAGCGUUCAGUGCCCGAUUCCACCAGAAAUCGCUGAGUUACUUAGGGAAAUAAACUCAUGGUCUUUCAAUCCGUUCUACUUAAACGAGGUCUCCGAAGGACAUGCCCUCAAAUACGUUGGAUUUGAGCUGUUCAAUCGAUACGGAUUUAUGGAUCGAUUUAAGAUUCCGCUUUUGCCUCUCGAGAAUUAUCUACAUGCCCUUGAACAAGGCUACAGCAAACACAACAAUCCCUACCAUAACGUUGUUCAUGCAGCUGACGUUACACAAUCGUCACAUUUCAUGCUCAGCCAGACUGGACUAGCGAGCAGCCUUGGUGAGCUGGAACUGUUGGCUGUACUGUUUGGAGCUCUGAUCCACGACUACGAGCACACUGGUCACACAAACAAUUUCCACAUUCAAUCCGGGUCUAAUAUCGCAUUACUGUAUAAUGAUCGAAGUGUUCUGGAAAAUCAUCACGUGUCAGCAUGUUUCCGUCUGAUGAAGGAGGAUGAUAAGAACAUCUUCUCACAUCUUACCAGGGAUGAAUACAGAGAACUCCGGAAUAUGGUCAUUGAGAUCGUCCUUGCCACCGACAUGUCCACUCAUUUUGUACAAAUCAAAACUAUGAAGAAUAUGCUUUCGUUACCAGAGGGGAUCGACAAAAACAAGGCAUUGUGUUUGAUUGUCCACGCCUGUGACAUCUCCCAUCCUUCAAAGCCAUGGCAGCUGCAUGAACGGUGGACACAGGGUGUGCUCGAGGAGUUCUUUCGACAAGGUGAUUUGGAAGCAUCCAUGGGACUGCCCUAUUCUCCACUUUGUGAUCGACAUACAGUUCACGUGGCUGACAGUCAGAUCGGUUUCAUCGACUUCAUUGUCGAGCCGACUAUGGUGGUAUGUGGAGAGCUGUUGACGAAAAUGGUCGAACCGUUAGUGUCGCUUCCUCCAAGCGACAGUCUAUUCCCACCUAACGGAGAUCAGAACGAAUCAACAAGCCCUAGUGCGGCUCUCAGUCCUCUGCCUGAUGCAAGAAACUCAUCAAUAACACCAUCGAACGCCAUUCGACGUCUUCCGCUCAGUUAUUGUGGGAAAUUGGAAAUCCCUACACCAUGGAUGAAAUUCCUUCAUGACAAUAAG